AUGGCCAAAGAGCACCAAAGACGGGAUCUUCCAACCGGCCUCUACGAGUUCAACGCGAGUCCUCUGGAAGCCACCAGGGGGCCUCAGUCACUCACAGAGACCAACCCUGAGUCCUCCACCCUCACCCUGAACACCCUGGCCCCAGUCAAGCUGUCCCACCCUCAUCCCUCUCCCUCUCCUCCUCAUCUCUUCUUCUGGCCCGCACACUCCCCACUGGACCCCCUGUUGACCCUCUCCCUUUAUAGGGGGGAGGCGUCCGGGGGCCUCGAUGAGGAGACCCUGCCCCUUUAUGAGGGCCUUAAUAAGGAGUGCGACCUCCUGGAAAGAGUGGAUAGGGGAAGCCAUGAUGUGUCCACCCUCACUGAACUUUGUUCAGGUGGCGAUAGUGAGGUAGAGAUAGUGAGCCUGCUGUCUGAGGGACUGCCUAACUACACUCUGCGGGCAGACUGCAUGUUUGGCUACGACCACGACGACUGGCUCCACACUCCUCUGCUGCCCCCGGAGGUUGCCCUGGGACUCACACACGACCAGAUAGAAGAGACACUCAAGUACUUCUUGCUGUGUUCAGAGAGAGUUGGCCAGGUCACUAAGACGUACCAUGACAUCGAGGCUGUCACUCACCUACUGGAAGAGAAAGAGCGGGACCUCGAGUUGGCGGCCCGGAUCGGCCAAUCACUGCUCAAGCAGAAUCGGGAUCUAACGGCACGGAAUGAGUUAAUGGACGAACAGCUGGAGAUUGCUAAGGAAGAGAUAGCCCAGCUGCGACAUGAGCUCUCCAUGAGAGACGACCUGCUCCACUUGUACGCCAGCACAGAGGAGAUCGAGAACGCCUCCGACUCACACGCACUAAUGAAGAGGAACGAGUCAUUUAACUCCAUCAGUAACUUUGUCAAUUAUGACUUCAUACAGCAGAAACUCAAAGGUCUGGAGGAGGAGAACCUCAAACUACGCUGUGAGGCCAAUGAACUGACAUCAGAGACCGCUAACUAUGAGGAACAAGAGCAGGAGCUGAUGAUGGUGUGUGUGGAGGAACUCACCUCUGUGAAUAAGCAGGUGGUGGACCUGUCUGAUGAGUUGGCCCGCAAGGUGGAGGACACCCUCAGGCAGCAGGAGGAGAUCAGCUCCCUGCUCGCACAAAUAGUCGACCUGCAGGCACGGUGCAAAAGGCUCACCACUGACAACGAAGAGCUGACCCAGCACCUGAGUGCCUCACGGGAGAGCCAAUCACAGCUCAAAUCAGAGCUAAACUACCUGCAGGACAAGUACUCGGAGUGUGAGGACAUGCUACGGGAGGCCAGAGAGGACAUUAAGAACCUGCGCAACAAGAGCCUGCCCAACAGCACGGUGCAGCGCUACAGCUCCCUAUCAGCCGUGUUCCCCAUGGACUCCCUCGCAGCGGAGAUUGAGGGCACCUUCCGCAAGGGCCUGGACGUCCCCGCCCCCUCCGAGUACAAGAAUCACCCGUGGCGCGUGUUUGAGACGGUGAAGGUGGUGAACCAAGCGUCGAGGCUGCGGUCGCGGUGCCACUCCCCCGGCCAGGUGCCCGGCUCCAGCCCUGUGUCGCUGCGCUCCAGCCGUGCCUCCACCCCUCGUACCAGCUACUACGGCUCAGACAGCGCCAGCCUCACCUUGGAGGACAAACCACCUCGUGCCGUAUCGAGACUGGCAGAGGUGGCACACACUGAGGACAGCAGUGUAAGUGGCCCUAAGCGUCUGGGUAUGCCGGGCAUGCCUGGAGGCCAGGACCUUGAAGCCGCCCUCCGCUGUUUAUCUGACCGCCAGCAGAGCCAUGCCUCAGAGCGCCCCUUCUUUGAGGUGGAGCGUGAACGCAAACUCCGCGCCCUAGCCGCCGCCUGCCAGCGGGGCAGCGAGAAGGGUGAGGGGGUGGGUGAGCUGGGCUCCAGCGGGUUCCUUACGCCCAACGACAGUCUGGUGUCCAGCUCGGUGGCGUCAACAGGCACCAACUACUCCAAUGGCAGCUCGCUGCACUCCUCGGCCGGAUCGGGUGGCUUGCGCUCCUACCUACCUGACCGCCUGCAGAUUGUCAAGCCCCUGGAAGGCUCAGUGACCCUGCACCACUGGCAGCAGCUGGCCAAGCCCAACCUGGGAGGUAUCCUGCACCCUCGCCCGGGGGUCCUCACCAAAGACUUCCGGGAGCUGGAGAUCGACCUCCAACACGUCUACAGCCUCAAUGACCUGGAGGAGGACGAGCCUGACCUAUUACAGCUCUCCCAUGGCCUGGCUGCCGGAACCAUGGUCACUCCUCCAUCCUCUGGCCCCAACCUACCCCAGACCCCUCCCACCCACACCGUCACCACCUGUCGGCGCCACCACCCAUCCCUCCUGCUCCCCUCCUUCUCCACCAGCCUUUGCUCUCGCAGCCUGUCCGCUCGUGGGAGCUGUGAGCAUCUGAGUCCCACGUCACCCUCCUCUUCCUAUCAGCAGCACUGUGUGCUGACCUUGGACCCUAGCCAGAGUGGUGGCCACCAUUCCACCUCCACCCCAGCACCUCCUCUAUCACUGGGACUCCUGAAGCUGCUGGAGGAGCAGGGAAUCUCUGCCUCCACCCUCCCCUACCCUUACCAGCAACUGACCCCACACACACCCCACACACGCCCCACAACGGCAGAGGAAGAGCAGGGUGGAGGAACGUGCAUUAUGGAGGAAGAAGGGAGAAUGAACAUUUUCAGCUUCAACCUGGUAGAGAAGCUGAGGAGUCUGGGACUUCACAAGGUGGCAGCGCGAGGCGUGGUGGACUGAAGAGAGAACGAAGAGGAGAGAAAAGCAAUCUGACAAUACAGACAUCCACAUAGAGUCUGAGAAAGACUGGGAAAACUCCUUCUCCCCUUCCUCCUUAAUCCUCAUUGACUUCAAUCCACAUGCUGGCUAUGCCACUGCACCGACAUUUUGUGUUUCGGGCCCACAGCAAUACAUCCUAAAAUGGAACCUCCGGAGAACCAUAGAGCCAUACAUUGAGUUUCUGUUACGUGUACAGUCACUCUUCUUUUUGUAAUGGACUCAUGUAUUGUAUAUACUAGGUCUCCACGACGAUGUGUGAUGUCAUGAUCAUUCUCAGGAGAAUCACCUGACCACCAGUCCGGCUGGCUUGAACACGCGCAAUUUAUUUAUUUUUCUUUAAGAUAAAAAGAUGAGGAACAUCAAAGAAAAACAUGCGUUUCUUUUUUAUACCUGUGUUUCGUGGGUGUCAGAUGGUUUAACACUUUUUUUUUUUUAAAGC
Oncorhynchus keta (chum salmon) is the source of this 3238-nucleotide messenger RNA. Its product is annotated as trafficking kinesin-binding protein 1-like. Bases 1 to 2760 code for a protein of 919 amino acids. Gene Ontology annotation, molecular function: signaling receptor binding. The transcript is spliced from 16 exons. Gene Ontology annotation, cellular component: dendrite. The record is from RefSeq and is a predicted model, not a curated record. Lineage: Eukaryota; Metazoa; Chordata; Actinopteri; Salmoniformes; Salmonidae. Gene Ontology annotation, biological process: neurogenesis; anterograde axonal transport of mitochondrion; neurotrophin TRK receptor signaling pathway.